AUGUUACGCCUUGCAAGGUAUUCUCUUGCUACUAGAGGAGGGGCUCGCCUGACUAAGGGUCCGUUGCUUGGGAAGAGCGCUAUCAAGAACUCUAACUAUCAUGGAGGAGCGAGGUACUAUGUCACAGCGCAGGUGGAAGCAAGAAGUAUUUCCGAAUCACAAAUACACACGGAAUCGUUUCUUCAAGGAAGUGCUGCCUCAUACAUCGACGAGAUGUAUAGAUCCUGGAAAGUCUCGCCGGAUUCAGUCCACGUUUCGUGGAGGACCUAUUUCCGGAACAUUGAAGAAAAACAACAGUCACCCACCGAAGCUAUUCAAUUUCCACCUGGUUAUUUAUCAUCAAGGGACCCUGCUUUGCAAUCUACUACACAUUCAUCAACGACCCAGACCGCAGACGCAAUAAGGCUCACAAAGCUUGUUUCGGCCUAUCGAUCCAUGGGCCACCGCAUCGCUAAUCUCGAUCCUCUCGGCUUGCAGCGAAAUGGCCAACCACCGCAUGCAGAGCGUCCUCCAGAUUUGAGUCCUAGCUACCAUGGCUUCACCACCAAGGACAUGGACCGAGAAUUUGCACUCGGAAGCGAUAUUCUGCCUCACUUCGCGUCACAAGGUCAUAAGUCAAUGUCAUUAAGAGAAAUUGUAGCUGCGUGCGAAUCUGUCUACUGCGGAAGCUAUGGGAUUGAGUAUCAGCAUAUUUCAAGUGCCGAGAAACGAGAGUGGUUACGCGAACGGCUCGAAAGACCUGACCCAUUUCGCUUCUCACGCGACGAGAAGAAGAGGAUCUUGGAUAACUUGAUAUGGAGCACGAGCUUCGAAAAGUUCAUCGCGACAAAAUUCCCUACCGAGAAGCGAUUCGGUCUUGAUGGUGCCGAGGGCCUUGCUCCGGGUGUGGCAUCCCUGAUGGAUCAGAGUAUUGACGCCCACGGUAUCAAGGACAUAGUGGUUGGUAGCUGCCAUCGAGGCAGACUGACCAUGUUAGGAACGGUCUAUGGCAAACGCCGUGAGGCUAUCUUGGCGGAAUUCGCUGGAGGGGUGGCGGCUGAUCUUCCCGGUAUGGCUGGUGACGUAAAAUACCAUCUUGGACACGAUGGCCAUCGCGUCACUGGCAGCGGGAAUUCCGCCUCUGUCACUCUGCUCGCCAAUCCAUCCCAUCUCGAAGCCGUGGAUCCUGUUGCGACAGGCUUCACGUAUGCUACAAAGAAGAGGCGAAAUGAUCCGGAAGGAAACCGUACUAUGUGCAUCGCUUUGCAUGGAGAUGCCGCCUUUGCCGGCCAAGGAGUGGUCUACGAAACGCUUGGUCUCUCAAAGCUCGAUGGUUAUCAAGUAGGAGGCACGGUUCGCGCCAUCGUCAAUAACCAGAUUGGGUUUACGACUGACGCAGAGUGCUCAAGGUCCACUCCCUACCCGUCAGACUUGGCCAAGUAUAUCGACGCUCCUAUUCUCCACGUCAAUGCCGAUGAUGUCGAGGCUGUCACCUUCCUUUUCCAACUCGCAGCUGACUGGAGAGCCCGAUUUAAAGAGGAUAUCGUUAUAGACCUUGUUUGUUACCGGAAGUUUGGCCACAACGAGUUUGACCAGCCCAACUUCACUCAACCAGUCAUGUAUCAGCAGGUGGGAACUCAAACGCCAACCAUGGAGCUGUAUAUCAAUAAACUAGUCGAACAAGGUACAUUCACGGCCUCUGAGAUUGAGGAACAGCAGAGGUGGGUAUGGAACAAGCUGAACAAUGAAUUUGAGGCCAGUAAGGGACUCAUCUCCCAGAGGGAGAAUUUCCCUCCAGGCUGGGACUCACUCCCUUCACCCGCGUCCCUAGCUGCCGAAACCUACAGCAUUGACGCAACAGCUGUUGAUCACAGCACCCUCAAGUCCAUAGCAGACAAGGUUAGCAGCGUACCGGAGGGCUUUGAGCUUCACCCAAACCUUCAGCGCAUCCUGGCUGGAAGACUGAGCAACUUCGAGCAAGGAUCUGUCGACUGGUCCACGGCAGAAGCUUUGGCCUUUGGAACUCUCUGCAUGGAGGGCCACCCCGUUCGUUUGACUGGCCAAGACGUUCAGCGUGGUACUUUCUCACAGCGGCAUUCUGUUUUGCACAACCAGGUAACAGGCCAGACCUGGACACCGCUGAAUAACCUCUCGCCAAGCCAAGCCGCCUACGAGGCCAUUAACUCACCCCUAAGCGAAUUCGGUGCACUUGGCUUCGAAUACGGCGCCACACUAGCAGAUCCGAAUCCUCUCGUUAUCUGGGAGGCACAAUUCGGCGAUUUUGCCAACAAUGCCCAAGUUACAAUCGAUAACUUCAUUGCUAGUGGAGAGUCUAAGUGGCUAGACCGGUCAGGUCUCAUCCUCUCGCUACCUCACGGUUACGACGGUCAAGGCGCUGAGCAUUCGUCAGCUCGAUUGGAGCGUUUCUUGUCCAUGUGCAACGAAGAUGGACGGACUUGGCCUAGUGAGGAGGUCCUUGACAGAGCGCAUCAGUAUUGCAACAUGGAGGUUGUUUACAUGACCUCGCCAGCGAAUUACUUCCAUGUUCUGCGCCGCCAUCUAAAGAGGGAAUAUCGCAAGCCCUUGAUUAUCUUCUUCUCCAAGUCCCUUCUCCGUCAUCCGAUUGCGAGAUCCGACAUCUCACUAUUUACUGAUCCCACAGCGUCUUUCCAACCCGUUCUUGCAGAUCCUGCACAUGGAACCAGAGACAUCGAUAGCCCAGAAAACAUUUCGCGAGUGAUUCUUUGCUCUGGCCAAGUCUAUGCCUCUUUGGUCAAGCGUAGAGAAGAUCGAGGUCUUCGCGACACCGCUAUCACGCGGAUAGAAGAGCUCCAUCCUUUUCCAUGGCGCGAGGUCGAGGCCAACCUGCAAAAGUACCCCAAUGUAAAUAAUAUCGUGUGGACGCAGGAGGAGCCUUAUAAUGGUGGAGCUUGGCACUAUGUUCGUGACCGAAUAGAUGCUCUCCUUCGGAAGUCUGCACAUCUCUCAUCUAGAAGGCUACUAUAUUCGGGUAGAGGGCCCAGCGCGAGUCCGGCUACUGGCUUGAAGAAGAUUCAUCAGGCUGAAGAGGAGAACUUGGUAGAUCAUGCAUUCACGGUUCAGGAAUGA
Molecule: messenger RNA, 3087 nt
Organism: Fusarium sp. VM40
Lineage: Eukaryota; Fungi; Ascomycota; Sordariomycetes; Hypocreales; Nectriaceae
Source: the annotation of a GenBank genome assembly